UGUUUAAUCAUUUGAUUCAUGAUUUAGAGUCCUUAUUAGGUGUAGAUCGCUAUACUAUUAGUUUUAGUCACUCGUAGGAAGCUUGGUUGACAGGAACAAGGCAGGUCUUUUGUUGAUCAUAUGUAAGGAUGUUGAUGGGAUAUCUUUGUUGACCAUGAUGAUAAAAAGAUGCUUAAUCGUCCGAACAAUAAUUCAAGAGUCACUUUCAAUUGUAAAUUCAAGACAUCAAUUGAAGAUCGCAAUGUUUCGGCCAUUAUUUUAAUUGCUAAUAUUUGAGAAGCGAGAAGAUUCGUUGCACAUAGUAAAUCAAUCAAAACGGGUCCCGGAUAAUUCUCUUUGUUUGAAAUUUCCACGUCCGCAUCAAGGGUCACCCACAAACAACUAAAUGUAGAACGUUCAGCAUACCAGGAAACACGAAGUCGUCUAUGGUUAUAAGCGAACACACGUACACUCGCUGAAAAGUUAAAAAAACUGACAGAAAUCGUUUUAGGGGAAUCCCCCCUAAUCCCCAGACCCUACCUCGUUCCAGUCUUCCUCUACUGUCAUAAGUGCGAUCCGCGACAUCGAUUGCACCAUCACUUUCGCGUGCGCUUCUGUUAUUAGGAUCGCUAACUGAAUACAAAUAACUCGACUUGAAAAGAGUUUAAGUUACCACAGAUUUUCUCUGUCCAGCAAGAAGAAACCUAAAUUUCAGUAUCCAAGCGGGUUAGAAUGGGUUUCUCUCACAUGGUAUGAAGUGCGCCAUCGAGCUCAAGAUAACACUACUUUGGUUACUAUGGCUGCAGUCUCCGAUAAAAUGUGAACCCAUACCAUGUCCUCUGUCAAAAAACAUUGUACGGUAUAGUCCCAAUGGUGAAAUAGUGGACUGUGUUCCUUGUGCAAACUGUCCCAUUGGACAGGGAUUGUCAGUUCCUUGUGGAUCCAAGGUGUCAAAUGACUCAAAAAUUGAGUGUGUAUUUUGUGAACCUAACAAAACUUUCUCUGAUAAGCAUGGAAAAGGUCACUGCAAAACGUGUCAAGAUUGUGGUUUGAGGAAUAUGAUUAAGGAAUGCACAAUUAACCACAACCGUGAGUGUGGGAAAACAUGUCCUAAAGGAUAUGAAUUUGACAUUAACAUUGAUGACUGUGUGAAAGUGGAAUCAAUGAUGCCCACACCUACUACAACACAUUCCACAAAAACUGUUAAAUUGGAAACCAGUCGCAAAGAGAUAACUGAAACACAAUCUGAAACGGAAGUCUAUGAUGUUACCACCACUGCCUCAAGUCCUUCAGUUAAGGUCAAGAUAAACAGCAGUCAACCACUAAAAGAAAAUUAUGACUCUGCAAAUGUGUGGUCAACAAACAAAGUUCAGCCUGGACAGGACCACAAAACACUUUUAACAAUUAACUAUGUUUUGAUAGCUUUAGUUAUUGUGUUUGCUCCAACUAUCUUAGUGCUGGUGAUAGUGAUUGUCCACAAGAAAAGGCAAGAUCACAGUACUCCAAGAGAUGAGGAGUCAACAGAUAAUGCUGCAGAAAUUAUUCCACUGACUGAUAUUGGUGAAAGUGAGGGUUCAUCACAAGCCACAAAUAGUGGCUCUUCAACACAAGGUAUUUUAAACUUUGAAUUCCAUAUAGAAUAGGUUAGCAUUAUCUUACAAAAAGGAAAAAACAAAAACAAAAAGGAUUGCAUUAAUAAAAAGCAAUUACCAAUUGUUCUGUAAUUUUUUUCUUUACCUCAAGUUCUGGGGAUUGAAAGAGGGUAAGUUUCUAGUGAAAUUGCUGUGUUGCAUCGGUGGGAGAGUAUAACAGGGUAAUAAUAACAUCAAAUUAGUUCAUAAUGUAAAUUGGCCACCAUAAAGAGUUUAAAAGCUGACAUUUCAAGCAUUUAUAGCCCUUCAUCAGAUUGAUUGGAAGAAUUGUAGGUUGUGUGUGUUUAUAUAUGCAGAUAAUGGAGCUAUGCUAAUUGUGGGAAUAUGGUGAAGAGAAAGCAAGAAUAAAUUUUAGUUAAACUCUCUCGAACUAGAGAUUUAGUUUGUUACUCAGUAUAAUAAAAUUCUAUCAUGAUACCUCAUUUAGCAUAAACCAAGCAGCAACCAACCUUUGAUCAGCUAUCCAAACCUGGCCUCAUUUAAUUUUCAUGACUUGAAUUAGUAAUUUUACUUUAAAUCUAUAAGAUGUAUGUAUCACAUAUUGCUUUUAUACAAUUGACGUAGACAUUUGAACCAAAAAUUAUAUUUCAGUUCUCUAUCACAGUUCAACAAUUAUCAUUGUAUGACCAAAAAUUGUGGCUUUAUCAAUUCAUGCAGUUUAAAUGUUGACUUCUUAAACU
Pocillopora damicornis (cauliflower coral) is the source of this 2311-nucleotide messenger RNA. RefSeq lists its product as uncharacterized. Gene Ontology annotation, biological process: positive regulation of JNK cascade; positive regulation of canonical NF-kappaB signal transduction; signal transduction. Gene Ontology annotation, cellular component: plasma membrane. Lineage: Eukaryota; Metazoa; Cnidaria; Anthozoa; Scleractinia; Pocilloporidae. Gene Ontology annotation, molecular function: protein binding; signaling receptor activity. The record is from RefSeq and is a predicted model, not a curated record.